UCAAAGCCCCAUCUCUGAAGUCUUUUGUUAGGCUGGAAAGAUUGUUUACCUCGACAGUUCUCACUGGAUGCAGUAGGGAUCCGAUACCAAGUAAAUAUAUGGGCUAAUAUCCCGAUACAGUGGGAAUGUACCACAUAAAACACGGUGUGAUCUGUACAAAUAAGGCAUGAUAAGGCCGAUAUAUUCAUGUGUGAAGUAUGAUCCUGGUGCAAAUAUGUUCUUUUAACUGUUUAAGGUGCAAUUUAACAUGAAACCAGUUUGGUUAUCUCCAUGUGGCUAUGUUCAGACUAUUUGUUUCUAACAGAAACAUGAAAAAAGCAUGAUUUCAGAUUGGCUAAUCCUUUUCCUUACCAAGUAGCUGCUAGCCAAUAAAAUAUCAACAUAAUUUUCAUCAAAAUUAUUGCACAGAACAUGUUAUCUGACAUUGAAUAACAGCAGUAAUGUGCUAUAAUGAUGUUUAAUGAGUAAACAUAUAUAAUAAACUGUGCUGAAUGUGUGUUAUAUUUUUAACUAGCUAUGUGUGAAUGUACACUCACCGUCCACUUUAACAGGAACACCUGCACAUUCAUCACCUGUACAUUUAGCAGCAGCACAAUGCAUAAAAUCAUGCAGAUGCAGGACAACAGCUUCAGUUAAUCACAUCAAAUAUCAGAAUGCAGAAAAAGUCUGAUCUCUGUGUUUGUUGGUGGUAGAUGGGCUGGUCUGAGUAUUUCAGAAACUGAUGAUGUUCUGGGAUUUUCACACACAACACAAAGUUUACACAAAAUGUUGACUUUGACUUCCAGAGUUCUGUCAUGUAUCUGUCUUCUGCUGUUACACAAUCUGUGCUCUAGAUGGCAGCACAGAUCUUCUCUCACAGAACACUACACACUGGAAUAUUCCAAGGAUGGACUAACAGGCAUCCAUCUCUGACAGAGUUCAUUCUGGAGUACUAGAAACAAAAGUCACAUAGAUAAAGAUGAUCCACAUGUAGAAUAUUAAUAUGUAAUUAAUUAAUAUUAAACUAUAAACCUUCAUGUGUUUGCUUACAUGUUUGUGUGACUGACCUGAGGCUGCAGGGGAACAUCAAGUGAAGAAACUGAACCACUCCAUAAAGUCACUGCAGUGUUAAAGUGUUUGUACUGUAAGUUUGCCCACACACACUUGAUGUAAUGGAUGUGGGUUUGCAGCUCUUUCACAACUAACUAUCAAAAGAGGAAUUGAACUUGACCACCAUCAGUUUAAGAUGUAGAUAAAAAACAAAACAAAAAAAAACAGGGUACAGACACAAGCAGACCGAGGUGUUGACAAGGGAAUAAAAGAGCAGGACCUUUACUAUCCUUCUGAGGUGGAACUGGUGUGGAGAUCCUGGAGAACUUAGAAUGAAGACCCACCUUAUCCUCAUCCUCUGUAUGAUCUCAGUGACUUAUGUCCAAACCCAAGAUGUUGAAUCCUCCAUGUGGCCAUCAUCUGCUUCUACAGCACCACCAGACCAUAAUGUCUCUUCUGCAGUUGUUUCAGGUGUACCUGUGUAUAUCUCAGUCAGUGUGGGUUUAGUCUUCUUGGCUACUGGUGUAAUUACAAUCAUCUGCUAUAAAUUCAAGUCCAAAGGUUCAGAAACAAUGGCACAAUGUUCAACAGAUAUACAUGAAUAUGAAAACGUCCAAUCAGAAAAAUAUUCCAACCAAUCAGAAUCAGUCUACCAGAACCCGAACCCCAAAACCAACCAAUCAGAAUCAGUCCAUGAGAACAUGUAUCCCAAAACCAACCAAUUAGAAUCAGUCUAUGAGAACCUGAAACCCAAAAUCAACCAAUCAGAAUCCAUCUAUAAGAACCCGAGCCCCAAAAUCAACCAAUCAGAAUCCAUCUAUGAGAACCAGAACCCCAAAAUCAACCAAACAGAAUCAGUCUUCAAGAACUCAUACCCCCAGACUAACCAAUCAGAAUCAACCUUCAAGAAUCCGAACCCCAAAAUCAACCAAGCAGAAUCAGCCUUUAAAAACCUGACCCCCCAAACCAACCAAUCAGAAUCAGCCUUUAAAAACCCGAACCCCAAAACCAACCAAUCAGAAUCAGUCUAUGAGAACAUGUAUCCCAAAACCAACCAAUCAGAAUCAGUCUAUGAGAACCUGAAGCCCAAAAUCAACCAAUCUGAAUCCAUCUAUGAGAACCCAAACCUCAAAAUCAACCAAUCAGAAUCAGUCUUUGAGAACUCAAACCCCGAAAUCAAUCAGUCAGAAUCAGUCUUCAAGAACCAGAACCCCAAAAUCAACCAAUCAGAAUCAUCCUUCAAAAACCUGAACCCCCAAAUCAACCCAUCAGAAUCAGUCUUCAAGAAUCAUAACACCAAAAUUAACCAAUCAGAAUCAGUCUUCAAAAACCCAAACCCCGAAACAAACCAAUCAGAAUCCAUCUAUGAGAACCUGAGCCCCAAAUUUAACCAAUCAGAAUCAGUCUAUGAGAACCGAACCCCAAAACCAACCAAUUAGAAUCAGUCUUCAAGAACCUGAAUCCCAAAAUCACUCAAUCAGAAUCAACCCAAAUGCAAUCACUCUGUAUGUGUUUACCAGAGACUAAAAUCUACCAAUCAGUGAUAGGGAUUCAGGUUCACCACCUAUCUGGACUGGUGUUCGUCAAAAAGUUACCCAGAAUAAUUCUUUUUUUAACCUCAGUGGCAUCACUGGGAUUCAAACUCGUGACCACCUGACAAGCUUGAGCACAUGUCAGGUUUUUAUUCAUUAAUGUAAACAUUCAGAUCUGAAAUAUGUGUAAUUUAUCUAAUACCUUUUUAUUACUUUAAAUGAUGUCAUGGCUUUUCCUAUAGGUUACUUUUAGUCUUUCAUAGUGUUUUCCUGUGAAUUGUUGGAGUGUUGGAAUACUGUUAAUAUUGCACAACAUUUCUCUACAGAUUGUUACUUCCAUCUCUAAGUUUUUAUGAUAGUGCUUAUUAUGUGCUCUAAGUUUAUAGUGCUUAUUAGUCUGUCUACAUGUGUAGUUACAUUUUAAAGUUUUAGGGUUUUAUGAGUUUAACCUAGCUGCAGAAAGACAAUUAGAUGGUCCCCAAGUUCUGAAUGUUCAGAUGGUCUUCUAAACUCUGUUUAGCUCACAGAAGCCUGUACAUACUUGUCUUGUGAGUUAUAGGUCGAUGGAUAGUGGAUUUUACCGAUACCAAGUUCAACAGACGCAACCGGAAAAAUCGGUUAUCGAUCGGUCGACUUCUAUUGUCAGCCAUGUGAUUGUAUUUUAUAUUUUCCCUUCAAUAAAGAGAAUGUGCAAA
Messenger RNA from Ictalurus punctatus (channel catfish), 3256 nucleotides. Its product is annotated as circumsporozoite protein. The transcript has 5 exons. Lineage: Eukaryota; Metazoa; Chordata; Actinopteri; Siluriformes; Ictaluridae. The coding region runs from base 1362 to 2468 and encodes 368 amino acids. The record is from RefSeq and is a predicted model, not a curated record.